UCCAAAUUGCUUUAUUCAUCGAUGAUAGCUUAGUACAACGGUGUGGAUUCUUAACACCAGGUAUUUUUUAUGACUUUUUCCCUUGCUAAAUUUUCGGACUGCAGGCCUCGGGUUGAGCGUUUUAGUUUUAAUGCAAAUGUUGCUUCCUUCUUGGUGGUUAUACAAAUACAUCAAGAAAAGAAGAGAGAUUAAGCUGAAAGAGAAGUACUUUAAGACGCAGUGGGGCCUCUUGUUGCAGCAGCAUCUAUCUUCAUCACCUGAAGACAAUGUCGCGAAGAGCAAAUUAUUCCGUUUCAAGGAUCUAGAGAAGGCCACUGACCGUUUCAACAAGGAUAGAAUACUCGGCCAAGGCGGACAAGGUGUUGUUUAUAAGGGAAUGUUGACCAAUGGAAAAAUAGUUGCAGUUAAGAAAUCGAAACUGAUAGACAAGGGAAAAGUUGAAGAGUUCAUCAAUGAGGUCAUCAUUCUCUCACAAAUCAAUCACAGGAAUGUGGUUAAACUAAUGGGGUGCUGCUUAGAAACAGAUUACCCACUUUUAGUAUAUGAAUUCAUACCAAAUGGAACUCUCUAUUGGUAUUUGCAUGACCCAAACGAAAACCUUCUCAUAUCAUGGGACACUCGCCUACGAAUUGCAGCCGAAAUCGCAGGAGCCUUAUGCUACCUGCAUUCGGCAAUUUCUAUACCCAUCUAUCAUCGUGACAUCAAGUCCACCAAUAUCCUCUUGGAUGAGAAACAUCAUGCUAAAGUUGCAGAUUUCGGUAUUUCCAAGUCUGUAUCCCGUGAUCAAACUCAUGUAACCACAUUGGUACGGGGGACUUUUGGAUACGUGGAUCCAGAGUACUUCAAAACAAGUCUGUUCACAGACAAAAGCGAUGUAUACAGCUUUGGAGUGGUCCUCGCUGAACUCUUAACUGGGCAAAAGCCAAUUUGUUGGCUUGGGGAAGAAGAAGGAAGAAACCUUGCGGACUAUUUUGUGAUUUCGAUGGAGCAGGAUCGUUUGUUUGAUAUUUCUGAUGCUCGAGUUAUGAAGGAAGGUAAGGAAGAAGAGAUCACAGCAGUUGCUAACCUUGCAAGAUGGUGCUUGAGCUCAACUGGGAGGGACCGGCCGACCAUGAAAGAAGUGGCAAUGCAGUUGGAGGGGAUAAGGAAGCUCCAAAGCACUUCGGGUUUCCAACAAAAUCAAGAAAAGAUCGAGGUCACUAAGUCUCGUAACUAUAGUUUCGCAUCAAGCAAGUUUUCCGUGGACGUAGGCAUAACUACAUUUUCAGAUGUGCAGUCAUUUACAGAUUGCGAAACAUGGUGAAGGCAGCAAUUUCUGGCAUCAUUCAGCAACAAAGCUCUAGCCAUACAGGCAAAGGCCAACGACUCGAAUUCAUAAGCUGCACUGAAAUCCGUCUUUACCCAUCCCUCUUUAGCCUUAACAAAUAGAGUGAACUUGCCCUUCCACUAGUCAAUCGUAGAUGGCUUUUUUCAGUUGUUUCCUGCUUGUUGGUGUUGGGAUCAACAGUGUUUGAAUAGUACCCUUUCCAAACUUUCUCUGGCU
Molecule: messenger RNA, 1543 nt
Organism: Eucalyptus grandis
Lineage: Eukaryota; Viridiplantae; Streptophyta; Magnoliopsida; Myrtales; Myrtaceae
Product: wall-associated receptor kinase-like 10
Exons: 1
Coding region: 131-1303 (390 amino acids)
Biological process (GO): cell surface receptor signaling pathway; protein phosphorylation
Cellular component (GO): plasma membrane
Molecular function (GO): protein serine/threonine kinase activity; ATP binding
Source: RefSeq, a predicted model, not a curated record